AUGGACGUCUUCUCCAUUGGCUAUAAAUUAAUCUUCUUAAUAAACUUGAUCACAUACUGACUCUCUGCCACUUGUCCAGAUGGUAGCUAUGACAACUCAGGGAGUUGAGCCCAAUGACAUUCCUCUUGAGCAACAUGUAGCAAUGGUACAGAAUGAUUGACAUGAGACGAGCAAAUUCUAAAUCCGUCAACCAAGCUGUGUGAGCCAUGUCCUGAAGGUGAAUACUUUGACACCCCAAGGCAGUUAUGCCAGAGUUGAGGGAGUAGCUGUCUUGAUAAAUGUGCUUAUCAAACUUCUUGAUUUGAUUGACCUGCCGGUCAAGCCUUAAACCUCUCAAGCAUGACUUGAGUUACUUCUUGUGAGUCAAACCAAACGAAAAUUGAAGAUGUCCAAUUCCGGAGCAUUGCGUUUUGAAGAGAUAAUCAAUAUUAUGUUGACCCUUCAAGUGCAGAAAUUAUUGAACUAGGCAUAAAGAAUUACCCUUACAAGAGUAUUGGUCUUGUUUUUGUAGAACUGCUUAACAUUCGGUCACAUUCUGAAAAUGAGGUGAUAAUUUACAUCAAAGAAAACACAGUGAUAGAUAUAGAAAAAGGGUAUAACUAUAUUGCUAACAUUACUUCUGUGAAGAUAGAAAGUUAUAGCUCCUCUGGCACACCAGGGAGAGCCACUCUUUAUGUAAAACAGAAUGAAGUUAACAUGUUUAACUCAAAGACAUCAUUCAAUUUAGUUAAUAGUAGGACCCUAAACUUGCUUUCUAAGAUUAAUGUGACUGGAGUUAGCUCUGCUGAAAUUUCUAUCCUUCAGUCAACAGAUACAUGAAUUUUUGUCUGGAGAUCAAAUUUCACAAUGAGUAAUAUCAACAUUCAAGGAGAUAUCAGUAAUGAUGCCAAAACAAGUUCAUAUUUCUUGAGACCUGUCUAUCUUCAACAAAGAAUCAUAAUUUUUCAUAAUAUGGACAUCCAGCUGACUGGGUACUUACUUAGGACAACUGAUCCAAUGAGCAUGGACUUGUUGAAUAUUUAUGUCGAUUUUCAUGCCAUGAUGGGAGGGUUCUGGAUGAACAUUAACUGCAACUAUCCAGAUGCAUAUACAGAAGGAAAAAUAACUUCAAAAAACCUUACCGCAGUUAAUUCAGUUGAUAGGGUUGCUCCCUUCAGGAUUCCUUUUAUUGUCACUUCUGGUCCUGAAGAUAUUUACUUUGAAGAUAGUAACAUCCAAGUAUGGGACUCGCUUUCAGAAGACAGAGCUGUGAUAGAGACAACAGUUACUUCAGACUGCAUUCCCACAGAUACCAAAAACAACACAUUCACAUUUGUAAGAACUAAAAUGAGCAUGGCUGAUAACCCUGGAGAAGAUAAAUUUGCUACAUAUUACAUUGACUUGGUUCAAAAUGUGCACAGAAAGCUGAUAUUUAACUACAUUUCUAAUGAAUUUACUAACCAAUAUAAGAUGCCCUAUCCCAUGAAUACAACUUUUACCAACGUCACUACUGCAAAUGGUGGACUAAUGGUAACAUUAAUUAAAAGUAUACUAAUACAAAACGUCAUCUACCAAGACUGUGACGACUUUGCUUUCGCUACCAUAAACCUCCUGGACGCAGACACUGUCUCUAUCACAAACCUCACUCACCAAAACGUCAACGGUACUGGCACCUCAUCCCAAAGGUACAUCCGCAUAAAAAUGAACCCUCAGGGUACAAUCUCCCUCUCCUCCACCAACUUCCACUCCUGCUCUCUCUUCCAAAAGCCCGGCAUCUUCCUCGAAGGCUCAGUCUCCACUUUCUCCCUCCAAAACUCCGCUUUCACCAGUCUCAGCCUGGGAGCUUCCAAUUCCUUACUCAGUCUGCAAGAAAUCAGCACUCUGUUCAUCACAAAUUGUUCAUUUAGUAGUAUAACUUCUGAGGUGCUUAACCCUGAAUUUAUUAUCAAUAUCCAGAAACUUCAGUUGACUGGACUACAGGAUUCGGCUAUUUCGGAUUUGGCUGUGACUGGCAUCAAGGUGCCAUUCUUGGAAAUAGGAUCUUUGACUGGGACACUUGAAGCAGAGAGGCUUGUGAUGAUGAAGAAUUUAGUGUUUAGAGACUGAGCCUUGCCAGUUUCGAUGGAUUUAGUCAGGUUUGGGAAUAUGGAGUCGAGUGAGAAGGUGAAGUUUAGGUUUGACAAUUUGGUGUUUGAGAAUAUCAGUUUUCCAACCGAGGGGAAUUUAGUUAAGUUACAGCACCAGCUUGUGGAGCAGGUUGAGAUUGUGGAUUCGAGUUUUAGUGGAGUGUCAGGAGCGAGUGUGCAUAUUGAAGCAGCUAAUAAGAAGACUGAGGUGUUGAAUGCAGGACUUUAUACUAAGGUUAAAUUUCUCAGGUGAAAUUUUACUCAGAUAGAUGCUAAUAUUGGAUCGGCAAUAGAGGUUUUUGAAGGAGCAAGAGUUGUUAUAGAGGAUUCUACAUUUCAGAACGUGUACACUCUUGAAGAAGGAGCAGUUCUAUUUGCAGGGAGAAGAGAAGCUGAAGUAGUUAUAAGAAACUCAACAUUCAGAGAGAUAUAUGCACUCACUGGAGGAGUUUUUAAUAUUGAGAGCAGUAGUGUUGUCAAAGUAUAUGAUUCUACCUUUUCAAAUAAUUUUGCAGUUGUAGCUUGAGUUGUAUAUGCAGUUAACUUUGGAUCAUUUGAGCUUUACAACAUAACAGCCACUUUAAACUAUGCAGUCUCAAAUCCUUUUGCUCUUAUUUUCGAUGCUCCAAGUACUUCAAUCAUCAGCAAUUCUACAAUCUAUGACAAUCAAGCAUUAGCUCCAGCCAAAGUGAAAUCAGAAAUUACAAUAGCAUGAUCUAGCCUCUGUUUCCUCUCAUCGAAAUUCAAAGCUUAUCUUCUUGCUCAUCCAGAGCUCUACUUUAUAACUUCUUCUUCAUAUAUGAUCCAAGUCAUAAUAGGUGCUUUGACUAUCAAAGAUUCCACAAGGUUCUUCCACGAUGCUAAAAUUCUUGAUCUCUCAGAGUCAGCUCUAACAAUAGAGAAUACAGAUUUUUACAAUUGUUCGAAUGCACAUAAUAUGCUGAAGGCUUCUACCUCGAGAGUCAGUAUGAGAGGAGUCAAGUUUUAUGAUAUGGUAACAUCUCCUGCAUCAACCACAUCUCUCGUCAGAUUUGCCUAUGAAUGUGUUCUAGAUAUAAACGGUGUGGAAUAUUACAACUCAACUGCUCAAUUCAUAUCAAUCACAUCCUCAGAAGGGAUAAUCAAUGGGAUCAACAUCCAUGAUGUGACUGUCAGCCUUGAGGACCCCAAUCCAAUAGUGCAGUUGGAUGAAAACAUAGGGAUCUCAAUAUCUGACUGGGAAUUUAGAAAUAGCUCUGUAAGGUCAGACUACCUGGAAAUGUCUCAUAAAACAUCUAUAUCUAACAUGAAGAAUGUGAAUUUUACUGGAAUUAAUCAAAGCCCUAUCUAUUUUUCUGAAUGCACUAUUGGAACAAUGAAAGGGAUAACUAUUAAUGCCUGUACAAGAGGAAUCGUAUUCUCUUUAAGCUCUUUUAGCGAACUUUCUGGUUCAAACUUCAACGAUUUAGGCUCUAACACUAUCCAUUUCGGUGGAGCGAUACAAAUGAAAGAUUCCAAUGGAACUAUACUGAAUAAUGAAUUUGCUUUGAACACUGCUGAGAGUGAUGGAGCCAUAGGAAUUUCCUGCUCUCUAUCGUUGGUAUGCAAAAGUAGCAUUAUGAGCAAUACUUUCGCUAAUAAUAAAGCUGUCAAGCAAGGAGGUGCUAUUCACUAUGAUAUGUUCAGGCCAAUACUGCGCAAUAAUUCAUUUAUCAACAACUCAGCUGUUUAUGGUUCCAUCAUAUCAAGCUAUGCUGUGAAAAUAAAGCAAAAGGGAGCCCAAGAUGGUCCUUUAAUUCUCUCAGAUAUAGGGAGUGGGAUAGCCUACCAAAAUACCUUAGUUUUAACUCUCUAUGAUCACGAUGAUCAGAUUUACUCUCUUGACUCCUCAUCACAAAUUGUUAUUUCUGGAAAUUCUUCAGGCACCAACGUUCUUGGAUUUAAAGCUGUAAAAGCAACUUCUGGUGAAGCUACCUUCACAGAUCUGAGAUUUAUUUCCUCUCCUGGUGAUAAAGAAGUCUUAUUUGAUAUUGAAUCUCCAGGUCUUGACCUUACGAGACUCAAAAAGUUUAUGGGCCUGAUUACGAGCAAGAGAAAAUAAUUAUAAAUUUUAGGUACUGUAAGCCAGGUGAGCAAAUUAUCAACAAAACGACUUGUCAAAUUUGAUCUCCAGGAUCUUACUCUUUUAUAUGGAACUCCACCGAAUGUUCCAAAUGAAUCCAGCAUACAACUUGUGAAGGAGGAGAUGAAAUGGUACUCCAUUCAGGAUAUUGGAGGAAGAACAAAAACUCCACUGAUCUAAUAGAGUGUCCCAACAAGGAUGCCUGCAAAGGAGGAUUUUCAGCAACUAAUACAUUUCCAGUGAAUUGAGCAACUGGGUAUGAUGGGUUACUUUGAUCACAAUGAAUUUCAAACGACCAAACCAGGUAUGAACAAGUAGAUGAAUUUGUCUGAGAAAAAUGUCCUGAGCCAUUCCUAAAUGCACUGAAAGUGUUAGGAGUUUUCCUAGCUGUGUUCAUAUUUCUCUGUGCUCUUAUUGCAAUGAAUAUUCGUAAAAAGGAUGAGAGUCAAAAAUCCAUUCUAAUGAGAAUUCUCACUAAUCACUUACAGGUGACAUCUCUGACUUUUGCUUACAAUAUGAAGUUUCCUGAUAUCUUGCUAGAGUUACUCUCUCCUCUUUCUAGGGCAAAUUCCUCUACUGAAUCAGUGAUUUCUUUUGAUUGCUUUGCAUCUGAGUCACAGCUAAAGUUAUUUGCACCCUCAAUAGCUAUCCUCAAGGUUGGGCUUUCUGCUCUGUCCCCAUUGUUGAUUCUUCUGGCGUGCUUGAUAUUCUUCUCUAUUUGUCAUCUCUUGUUUCCUAAACAUUUCACAGAUUUUAGAAGGAAUAUGGUGAUUUCAACUGUUUCAGUCAUUUAUUUGCUGCAUCCAACUAUUACAACUUCUGCUCUGGGAAUCUUCCAAUGAAUUGAGGUUGGAGAGGGAGAAAGCAGGAUGAGAAUUGAUCUCAGCAUUGGCUGCUAUAGCGAAGAACACCUUACUUGGGCAUGUCUCCUAGGAAUCCCCAUGAUUGCAGUCUGGGUAAUCAGCGCUCCCUGUUUGGCUCUAACAGUAUUAUACAAGCGUCGUAAAACUCUUAACGAGCCUAAGACAAAGAGGUAUCUGAUCGUGAUGUAUCAAGGAUUUCAAAUAAAAUACUAUUAUUAGGA
Messenger RNA from Moneuplotes crassus, 5290 nucleotides. Lineage: Eukaryota; Ciliophora; Spirotrichea; Euplotida; Euplotidae. The record is from the annotation of a GenBank genome assembly.